Molecule: messenger RNA, 668 nt
Organism: Morone saxatilis (striped sea-bass)
Lineage: Eukaryota; Metazoa; Chordata; Actinopteri; Moronidae
Product: protein SON-like
Biological process (GO): regulation of mRNA splicing, via spliceosome; regulation of cell cycle
Molecular function (GO): RNA binding
Source: RefSeq, a predicted model, not a curated record
AAGUGCAAGAUGAUUGUGGACAGUAAAGGAGAGCUACCGGUGGCAAUGCCUCAUGUUUCAGACGAAGAAGAUGAUGGGAAACCCUUUGGAGGAUCAGCUCUUCGAGAACAAAAAGCCAUCAGCUUCAGCAUCAAUAACACGACAGUACGUCCAGCAUUGCGUAGUGAUGCAGGCAUGGCCAAGGAGUUUCCUGUGUCUUCAGGGUCCCAACAUCGUAAGAAGGAAGGUGAGUCACUGGGUGCCUAUGGAGAAUGGGUUCCAGUUGACAAAACAGCAGACAAAGCUGCAGCUGCAUCCAGAAAGGCCCUGACCAGUAUUCCCAUAGCAACAGCCACCUUAGCAUCAGGUGAAACGGCGACAGCAGCACGUUUAUCAGACGUUGCCGAACAGCCUGCAUUUGGGGGAGAUAAUGACAGAGUUUUUCCUGACCCACUACUGCAGCCAGUAGAUAUCACUCAGGCUGUAACUGAGAGAAUCAAGGCUCAGAGGCGAUUGGCUGAGAACCCCUAUGAUGUCAGUGCUAUCUGCAUGCUCAGCCGGGCACAAGAGCAGGUACAAUGCACAUAUUUUAAGGAUUAUUGUAAUUCAAUUCAAUUCAAUUCAAUUUUAUUUGUAUAGCGCCAAUUCAUAACAGAAGUUAUCUCAGGACCACUUUUCAAAUAGAGCAG